This is a messenger RNA of Penicillium cinerascens, 1509 nucleotides long. RefSeq lists its product as uncharacterized. The record is from RefSeq and is a predicted model, not a curated record. Gene Ontology annotation, biological process: L-glutamate catabolic process. Bases 1 to 1509 code for a protein of 502 amino acids. The transcript is spliced from 5 exons. Gene Ontology annotation, cellular component: cytosol. Gene Ontology annotation, molecular function: pyridoxal phosphate binding; glutamate decarboxylase activity. Lineage: Eukaryota; Fungi; Ascomycota; Eurotiomycetes; Eurotiales; Aspergillaceae.
AUGUCACCCAUCAACCAUUUCUCCAAGUCGCUCUCCGAGUCGAAGACGAGUUGCAGUAAUGUCUACGGCUCUCGAUUUGCUUCGGAACACAUGCCGUGCAACAGCUUCCCCCAGGAAGAGAUGCCAAAAGAUGUUGCCUAUCGCAUGAUCAAGGAUGAUCUGGUCCUCGAUGGAAACCCGAUGUUGAAUCUCGCUAGUUUCGUCACCACAUACAUGGAAGACGAAGCCGAAAAACUGAUUGCCGAAUCCUCGAACAAGAACGUAAUCGACCACGAAGAAUAUCCCAAGUCGGUGGAAAUCGAGCAGCGCUGUCUCAACAUCCUGGCCGACCUCUUCCACACUCCGCAAAUAAACGGCAAAGCUACCGCGGUCGGAACGGCCUGCAUCGGCUCCUCGGAAGCCAUCAUGCUGGCCACUCUCGCCAUGAAGAAGCGCUGGCAGAACGAGCGCAAAGCACAGGGCAAAGACGCGUCUCGUCCGAACAUCAUCAUGAGCACCGGUGUCCAGGUCUGUUGGGAGAAGGCAGCGAGGUACUUUGACAUUGAAGAGAAAAUGGUGCCUUGCACAGAAACCCGCUUCGUGAUUGAUCCGGCUCAGGCUGUCGAUCUGGUGGACGAGAAUACCAUCGGCAUCGCUGCUAUCCUUGGAACCACGUACACUGGGCAGUACGAGGAUGUCAAGGCCAUCAAUGAUCUCCUGAUCGAAAAGGGACUCGACACCCCGAUCCAUGUGGAUGCUGCCAGUGGUGGGUUCGUGGCUCCUUUUGUCAACCCCAAGUUGAUGUGGGAUUUCCAACUGCAAAACGUUGUCUCGAUCAACGUUUCCGGUCACAAGUACGGCCUGGUCUACCCGGGCAUUGGCUGGGCACUCUGGCGGUCCGUUGACUACCUUCCCAAAGAACUCAUCUUCAACAUCAACUACCUCGGCGCCGACCAGUUGAACUUCACUCUCAACUUCUCGAAGCCCGCAUCCCACAUCAUCGCCCAGUACUAUCAGAUGAUCCGCCUAGGACGCAGAGGCUACACCGACAUCAUGAGCAACCUGACCCACACGGCCGACUACCUCACCGACCAGCUCAAGGACCAAGGAUUCGUCGUCAUGAGCGACGGUGGCGGCCACGGCCUUCCAGUCGUAGCCUUCCGGCUGAGUCCAGCCCAACACUUCUUCUUCGAUGAAUUCGCACUCUCCCACAAGCUUCGCGAACGCGGCUGGAUCGUUCCCGCGUACACGAUGGCAGCGGACUGUGAGAAGAUGAGCAUGAUGCGCGUCGUGGUGCGCGAAGAGUUCAGCCAAAGUCGCUGCGAUAGCCUGGUUCACGAUAUCCAGUUUGCUCUUCAGGCGCUGGCAGCACAGGAAAUUCAGAACAUCCAGCGUUAUCAGGCGUUGAUUGGAAGUCAGCUUGCGCUUCCGAAAGCACUUUGCGUCGAACAAUCAUGUCGUCCCAUGCUUCCGGCCCCGGAAAAGAUGCCGGGAAUUACUGUCAACGCUCGUGAAUGCGUUGAUGCAUAA